UCUCUCUCUCUCCCUCUCCCUCUUCUCUCUCUCUGUCGGGCAGACUCGCCCACCACUGCCAACCCAGGGCUGGGGGGACCCUGCCCAGGCUGUGGCUGCAGGACCCCGCCACCCUCCAUGGCUCCCCUGGCCUUGGUGGGAUUUGCGCUCCUCCUGGGGGCUCCCCCCUGCUCAGGGGCAGCUACCCCGACCCCCUCUCUGCCACCUUCCCCCACCAAUGACAGCGACACCAGCACGGAGGUCUGCCAGGGUUCCAACCGCUGCCAGCCGGGGGUCCUGCUGCCCGUCUGGGAGCCCGACGACCCAUCGCUGGGCGACAAGGCGGCCCGGGCCGUGGUCUACUUUGUGGCCAUGGUCUACAUGUUCCUGGGCGUGUCCAUCAUCGCCGACCGCUUCAUGGCCUCCAUCGAGGUCAUCACGUCCAAGGAGAAGGAGAUCACCAUCACCAAGGCCAACGGCGAGACCAGCGUGGGCACCGUCCGCAUCUGGAACGAGACCGUGUCCAACCUCACGCUCAUGGCCCUGGGCUCCUCGGCGCCCGAGAUCCUGCUGUCGGUCAUCGAGGUCUGCGGCCACAACUUCCAGGCGGGCGAGCUGGGCCCGGGCACCAUCGUGGGCAGCGCGGCCUUCAACAUGUUCGUGGUCAUUGCCGUGUGCGUGUACGUCAUCCCGGCCGGCGAGAGCCGCAAGAUCAAGCACCUGAGAGUCUUCUUCGUCACGGCCUCUUGGAGUAUCUUCGCCUACGUCUGGCUGUACCUCAUCCUGGCCGUCUUUUCCCCGGGGGUGGUCCAGGUAGGCACGGCCCCGUGGACAUCGCCUCGGUGCAUGCAUGUCUUGCCUUUGCCCCAAGUUGUUGAUCGCCUGCCCUUCACCCCUCUCUCCCUCCGCUGCAGCGAGGGCACGCUGGUGUUCAAGCCGGGCGAGACGCUGAAGGAGCUGCGCAUCGGCAUCAUCGACGACGACAUCUUCGAGGAGGACGAGCACUUCUUCAUGCCCCGAGCAGAGGAAGGACCAGAUGUAACGUGGGUCGUAUCGGGAUCCCUCGGGAUGCUCUUUAAUAAGCCUCAGCUUCCUCGGCGGCUUCUGGCUUGUGCCUGUCACAUGGGGAUAGUAAGAGAAAGAGAGAGCCUUCCUCUGAGGAUGGCUGUAGGACUUAAGGAGGUGACGGGACCCGGGACGGAGCGGGGCUCAAGGAACGGGGUGGCUGGAGGGAAGUUAUCGGUGGCUCAGGGGAGGGGCCUCAUGCCCCGUGUCCUGCUUCGCCCGCCCAGGAAAACUCUUCAGGUGAAGAUAGUGGAUGACGAGGAAUAUGAGAAAAAGGAUAAUUUCUUCAUCGAGCUGGGCCAGCCGCAGUGGCUUAAGCGAGGGAUCUCAGCUCUGCUGCUCAAUCAAGGGGACGGGGACAGGAAGCUGACAGCGGAGGAGGAGGAGGCUCGGAGGAUAGCAGAGAUGGGCAAGCCGGUUCUUGGGGAAAACUGCCGGCUGGAGGUCAUCAUUGAAGAGUCGUAUGACUUUAAGAACACAGUGGAUAAACUCAUCAAGAAAACGAACUUGGCUUUGGUGAUUGGCACCCAUUCAUGGAGGGAGCAGUUUUUAGAGGCAAUUACGGUGAGCGCAGGGGACGAGGAGGAGGAGGAGGACGGGUCCCGGGAGGAGCGGCUGCCUUCGUGCUUUGACUACGUCAUGCACUUCCUGACGGUGUUCUGGAAGGUGCUGUUCGCCUGCGUGCCCCCCACGGAGUACUGCCACGGCUGGGCCUGCUUCGGCGUCUGCAUCCUGGUCAUCGGCCUGCUCACCGCCCUCAUCGGCGACCUUGCCUCCCACUUUGGCUGCACCGUGGGCCUCAAGGACUCCGUCAACGCUGUGGUCUUCGUGGCCCUGGGCACCUCCAUCCCCGGUAACCCCCUGGGGACCACCAGCGGGCUGGGGUCUGGGAGAGGCCAGGCAGUGAGGCCUCAGAGAAGGGUCCUGCAGAAAUGAGCCAAUAGGAUCGCCCAGAACGCAUGUGGGGGGUCCCAGAGGAGUAUCCUGGUGGAUAAUAGAGACAGGUGGGGGGCCCAUAGAUUCACUGUGAGUGGAGUCCCCAAAGCAACCAGGGGGAGUGCCCCACCAGGUGGAACUCAGGAGGUGGGAAAUGCUAGAAGCCUGAGGAUAGAUUCCAUAGAAGCAGGACGUUAGUUUCCCCUUCUCUCCCCUGCCCCCGCCAAGAACCAGAUAGAACUCUGUUGCUGGGCAUGAGAGGAACCAGGCCAGUGAGUUUUGAAGCUUUCCCAAAGAUGAGGGAGCCGAGUAGAAACCAGAGGCUGAAGGCGGGGGUGCCAUACAAAUAAGAUGGUGGUGUUUCAGAGACCAUCGCUUAUGUCCCAUUAAAACGCGGUGGCCACCAUCCCCUCUUCCCAAAUAAACCCGAGCGAGAGUCCCUUCAACACGGGGUGUCAGAGCCUCAAGUUCCUGCAGGAGGAGGGAGGCCCGGUGGGUGGGGAGGCCGAAACCUCGGUUUCCACGUCGCUGUGGUCACCAGCCAGGUGGUGGCGCUGUCCUUGGGGAAGGUUGGCCUUUCCAAGCCUGCCCUCCUGACCACAGGCCUGAGUUGUGAGCCAGACCUUCAGGAGUGGGUGGGGCCGCAGAGGCCAGGCCCCUGCUUGACAGAAACCACGUGGGGAGCGGACAGGAAAGGGGUUGCACCGGGUGGAGUCUGGCACUGACCUGACCCGGCCUGGUGGCAACGAGCCGAUUGGGCCCGUGGAAAGCAGGCAGCAGGCUCCGUAGGGUGCAGAGCGGAUCCCACGAAAAUCAGGCAGCGAGUCCCUCAAAGCAGGCUGCGUCUCACAGGAAGCGGGCACCGGGUCCCACAGGAAGAGACAACGGGUCCCACAGAAAGCAGGCAGAGGCCCGGCCGGCGUGCCUCCGUGGUUGAGCAUUAACCUUUGAACCAGGAGCUCACGGUUCCAUGCCAGGUCAGGGCACAGGCCCGGGUUG
This is a messenger RNA of Myotis davidii, 2979 nucleotides long. RefSeq names its product solute carrier family 8 (sodium/calcium exchanger), member 2 (gene SLC8A2). Gene Ontology annotation, cellular component: postsynapse; sarcolemma; axon. The record is from RefSeq and is a predicted model, not a curated record. The coding region runs from base 118 to 1980 and encodes 620 amino acids. Lineage: Eukaryota; Metazoa; Chordata; Mammalia; Chiroptera; Vespertilionidae. Gene Ontology annotation, biological process: calcium ion import across plasma membrane; cell communication; sodium ion transmembrane transport. Gene Ontology annotation, molecular function: calcium:sodium antiporter activity. The transcript has 8 exons.